AUGAAGCUCACGGUCAAGACACUUCAAGGUGUCGCCUUCCCUUUAGAGGCAGAGCUUACAGAUGAUAUUUCAGCGGUGAAACAGAAGAUUGAAGAAUUGCAAAAGUUUCCUGUAGCCCAACAGAAGCUCAUUCAUGCAGGCAAAGUGCUUAAGGACGACAGUACUUUGGCUGAUUAUAACGUAAAGGAGAAUGAUUUCCUUGUCGUGAUGGUCACCAAGCCAAAAGCGCCUAAGCCCUCUGCUACCCCUUCUCCCUCUACUCCUGCUUCCGCUCCGUCUGUCGUAAGUGCAGCUCCUUCUGCGGUCCCUAAUACGUCAUCAGCGUCUAGUAGCUCUUCAGCAACAGCUUCGGCUGUUUCGACACCGUCGGCCGCUCCAGCCACGGUUGCGGCCAAUUCGUCACGAGAGGGUAGUAACCUUGUAGCUGAUGAACAAAUGAGUGCUACAGUGCAUCAUUUAAUGGACAUGGGAUUUCCAGAAGACCAAGUACGCAGCGCACUACGUGCAGCAUUUAACAAUCCUGAGCGGGCCGUGGAAUACCUGAUGACGGGUAUACCCGAACAAGCUGCAUCCGAACAGACGACUGUUACAUCGUCUGGGGCUGGAAAUGAGGGUACAACCAACACGCUUGAAGCGCUUCGCAAUCAUCCACAAUUUGACGCGUUACGUCAGCUUGUUCAGUCCAACCCGCAGACUUUGCCGGCUGUAUUGCAACAGAUCGGCGCUCAGAGCCCAGAACUGCUGCGUUUGAUUCAUCAAAACCAAGAUCGCUUUGUGCAGAUGCUGAACGAGCCAAUUGGUACGCGUGAAGCUGGGGCAACGCCUAGUAGUAGCACAGGAGCCACUCCGUUCACUUUAGGUACAAAUGUUUCUUCGACUGAACAGCAAAUGCAGCAGCAAUUUUCUGAGUCAUUGCAGAUGCAAAUUGCCGCACAAAUGGGCAUGACUCCCGAACAGCUUCGUGGUCUAUCGCAGAUGCUAAGCAAUUUGCCACCAGAAGCGAUGGAGCAGAUGAUGGCGUCCAUGGGCGGAGGUAGCGGACUUGCAGGACUUGGUGGGGCAUCUGAUGCUGGAAAUGCCGGUCACCGAAUUAUGUUGACAGAGGAGGAAGCAGCAGCCGUCGAUCGGUUGUGCGAAAUGGGAUUUGAACGCACGGAUGUGAUUCAGGCAUAUCUUGCAUGCGACAAAAACGAAGCAUUGGCUGCUAACUUUCUCAUGGAUAGUGGAGAUAGCUUUGGUGGGGGUACUGCUGGUUCAGGUGGACAGGGUGAGGACAAUGAUGACAUUUACGGUUAA
This is a messenger RNA of Plasmopara halstedii, 1296 nucleotides long. Its product is annotated as uv excision repair protein rad23. Gene Ontology annotation, molecular function: damaged DNA binding; ubiquitin binding; polyubiquitin modification-dependent protein binding. The record is from RefSeq and is a predicted model, not a curated record. The coding region runs from base 1 to 1296 and encodes 431 amino acids. Gene Ontology annotation, cellular component: nucleoplasm; cytosol. NCBI's taxonomy places the organism in Eukaryota, Oomycota, Peronosporomycetes, Peronosporales, Peronosporaceae. Gene Ontology annotation, biological process: proteasome-mediated ubiquitin-dependent protein catabolic process; nucleotide-excision repair. The transcript has 2 exons.